Molecule: messenger RNA, 2140 nt
Organism: Pteropus alecto (black flying fox)
Lineage: Eukaryota; Metazoa; Chordata; Mammalia; Chiroptera; Pteropodidae
Gene: DPH1
Product: diphthamide biosynthesis 1
Exons: 13
Coding region: 902-1984 (360 amino acids)
Biological process (GO): protein histidyl modification to diphthamide
Molecular function (GO): 2-(3-amino-3-carboxypropyl)histidine synthase activity
Source: RefSeq, a predicted model, not a curated record
ACGGUGCGAUCUCGCAUUUCGGGGUAGGACCCCCAAGUCAGUGACAGGACCAGCCCCCAUUCUCCUCCAGCCUUGGAAGGUCCCGCCGUCUCUCUCUCUGGGCGGCUGUCACCGGAACCCAGGGGUACCGGUCUGUCUUUUGUAGCCCGAGGGCGCGAUCGUGAGCAGCCCUAAGGAGCUUGUAGUCUUUAAGCCGGAAACGCUGCCCCCUGCCUUGGCCGGCAGACAGACGCCUGAAGACUCACGAAAAAGGUGGACCUGACCAGGAGGGAAGGAGCCUGGCGCGUUGCAGAGGUCAUUCCACAAAUGGGCCCUCAAGAAAUGCUUUCAGGAAAGAGGCACGUGGUUUCUUUGACCUGGCACUUACUGAACACCUUUUGAAUACCAGGCCUCUGCAAAGUUCAGGGACUGGACUACAGACCUUCCUUCAGGGAUCUCACAGCCUUUUUUGGAAUACUGACGGAAACAGAAGAUUACAGCCACGUGAUAAAGGAGGAGGCUCCUACUGGCCCUUGGAACAAAUUGAGAUUCUAAGACUAGCCGCUCCUACACAUUAACUUGGGCCUGUUAGAGGAGCUUCUGUGGGGGGCCCAGGGACACUGGGCUGGUUGUUCCAAGGCCUUUGAAACAACUGAACAAAACCAGAGCAUUCAAAUCCGUUCUCAGGGUCUCAGCUUGCCAUGCUAGUUAUCCACUGCACCAUCACCACUACCACCUACCCACCUCCCCGCUAUCAGGUCGAGCCCCUCGGGGCCGCUUGGCCAAUCAGAUCCCCAGUGAGAUCCUGAACAACCCCCAGCUGCAGGCAGCCAUUCAAGUCCUGCCUUCCAACUAUAACUUUGAAAUCCCCAAGACCAUAUGGAGGAUCCAACAGGCCCAAGCCAAGAAGGUGGCCUUGCAAAUGCCUGAAGGCCUCCUCCUCUUUGCCUGCACCAUUGUGGAUAUCUUGGAAAGGUUCACAGAGGCUGAAGUGAUGGUGAUGGGUGAUGUGACCUAUGGGGCUUGCUGUGUGGAUGACUUUACUGCAAGGGCCCUGGGAGCUGACUUCCUGGUGCACUAUGGCCACAGCUGCCUGGUUCCCAUGGACACCUCGGUCCAAGACUUCCGGGUGCUGUAUGUCUUUGUGGACAUCCGGAUAGACACAACCCACCUACUGGACUCUAUCCGCCUCACCUUUCCCCCAGCCAGUGCCCUUGCCCUGGUCAGCACCAUUCAGUUUGUGUCAACCUUGCAGGCAGCUGCCCAGGAGCUGAAAGCUGAGUAUCGUGUGAGUGUCCCACAGUGCAAACCCCUGUCCCCUGGGGAGAUUCUGGGCUGCACAUCUCCCUACCUAUCCAAAGAGGUGGACGCUGUUGUAUAUCUUGGAGAUGGCCGCUUCCAUCUGGAAUCUGUCAUGAUUGCCAACCCCAAUGUCCCUGCUUACCGAUAUGAUCCAUACAGCAAAGUCCUGUCCAGAGAGCAUUAUGACCACCAGCGCAUGCAGGUCAACCGCCAAGAAGCCAUAACCACUGCCCGCUCAGCUAAAUCCUGGGGCCUUAUCCUGGGCACUUUGGGCCGUCAGGGCAGCCCCAAGAUUCUGGAGCACCUGGAAUCUCGGCUCCAAGCCUUGAGACUUCCCUUUGUGAGGCUGCUGCUCUCUGAGGUCUUCCCCAGCAAGCUCAGCCUACUUCCUCAGGUGGAUGUGUGGGUGCAAGUGGCAUGUCCACGCCUUUCCAUUGACUGGGGCACAGCCUUCCCCAAGCCGCUGCUGACACCCUAUGAGGCAGCAGUGGCCCUGAGGGACAUUUCCUGGCAACAGCCCUACCCCAUGGACUUUUACGCCGGAAGCUCCUUGGGGCCAUGGACAGUGAACCACGGACGGGACCGGCCCGCCCUAGGCGGGCCUGCGGGGAAGGUGCAGGAGGGGUCUUCGCGUCCCUCUCCAGCCGCGACUUGCGAGGGUUGCAGCUGCAGAAACGAGAAGGCGGCGCCCCUCGUUUCAUGAGACGCUCCUGGGUUUCAGGGCUCUUCACUCCAGAGGAGCAGCUUCGAGGCUGGUGGUUUUCAGAACAGGAGGCAGACGUUUUCUCCGCACUGAAAGAGUCCACAGUGUGCAGGGGUCUGGAGGAAGCCCUGGGAACGGUGGCACGGGCACUGAACG